AUGGCUUCGGUAUCGUUGAACGACCUCGUCGCAGCCCUGCACGCAACCUUCGCGCAUGCCGAUGCACCACAAGCCCUUCCUGACGAACUGGCACGCAUCCUCGCGCAAUACGCCGCCAAAGCGAGAAAGGAAGGGGAUGGCCUACACGAAGAAUUGCAAGCCGUCUUCCGCAAUCAUGUCCAAGCCCAUGCGAACAGGCUGCCGGCCUUCGUCUCUGUCCUCAAAGCCCUACGCCCUGCCAUAGUCAACGAGGAUCACCUUGCUAUCUGGUUCCAGAGUGCCGCCAUACCCUUUGUCGAUCUACCCGCCACGAGCCGCUCCGCCGCGUCGGACGCCCAGGACUUUGUCCUCGACUCGCUCUGCUACGACAACGACUCUCAAGAUGCUCGCGACAAAGCUCGUGCUGCGAACCGUCUCAGCCACAUACUGCUCGAUGCCCUGAUCGCCCGUACAACCGCUCUCCCGGACAAUUCACCUGUUCACACCCAGGACCACGCCGCCCGCCAGCUUCAAUCUAUGCUGAUAGCUUUUGCUCGCAAAAAUCCACGCGACUUCUUCGUCUCGAUCGACCACUCCCUCUUGAAGCCCGAGACUCGUCUGCAAGCUCUCGAUCUGCUCGCAGCCUUCCUGGAACAACAGCAUGCCCAUCUGUACUUGGUCCUUGACACAACUGUAGUCGAGCAUCUCCUCAAAUGUCUCAUGAACGACACCGCUACCGUCGUCGUCUCCGCCGCUCUCAAAUGUCUCAUCAUGCUACUUCCACACAUUCCCGCUACCGUGGCUUCUCAGCUUCCGAGGUUGUUCUUGGUCUACAGUCGCUGCCUCUGCUGGGAAAAAUUUAGUGCUUCGAGCACCAAAGCGCAGCGCGAUCUUGUUACCGACGAUCGCGUUCGCCGUGAAUCUGACUCUGACGCUGAUACCGACUAUGAGGAUGGAUCCGAUCCCACCUGGCAAACUCUGCGUGCUUUGCCCGACAUGCCUGAAUCUUCGGCUCCUGAGCUUUUGCACUACUUUACAUAUCUUUAUGGCCUGUAUCCCCUCAAUUUCAUGAGCUAUGUCAGAAAGCCUCGGAAAUAUCUCAAAAACAUCGAUUUUCCUGGUGCCGAUGAAUUCGAUCUUGAUCAAACCGUCAUCAGGAGCCGUACUGAGCAGUUUCAGCGUGUUCACUUCCUACAUCCAAGCUUUUUCGCGACCACGGUUGAAGAAGAGCUGAGCGAGAACCGCUGGCUCAAAGCAGAGCCUUCCGAAGUCAUUGCAGAGUGCCAUGGUCUUUAUGCUGGCGAGCACCCCAUGUUCAAGAGUCCCGCUCCUCCUCCAUCUACAAAACUACCAGCUGUUCCGAGCUUCUUGGCGUCAAGUUUGAAACCACCACACCCAGACAGCCCCACCUUGCCUCAUCAUCCUGAGGAGAGCCCAGUAGAAUCCGCAGUCGACCCAACGUCCUCCAAAGAUCUCUCGUAUCUGCAAAGAGAGCUGAUGCUACUACGAAACGAACUCACGUUCGAGCGUUACCUCAAGCAACAGCACGUGGCCGCUAUUGGCCAGCUCAAACGCAACCACAUAAAGGCUGUCACGUUGAGCGAUUCAAACAAAUUCAAUGAGAAGAUGCAAAAGGAGACACAGGCUCGCAGGAACCACACAAAGCAAAGUGAGGAGCAACUCAUGGCAAAGAUUCGUGCUCUGAAGUCGGAGCUUGCGGACCAAGAGACUCUGCAACUCCGUCUCACCCAGGUCUCCAAAGACUGCGACCAACUCCGUCUACUUCUUGUCGAGAGUGAAUCACGCGAAUCAAACAAGCAAGAGGGAUUUGAAGCUCUUGAGGCACGCCUGAAGAACCAAGAGGCGGUGGACCAGCAAACUUCUGAUCUGCAAAAGGAGCUUCGUAACUAUCGUGACCAAAAUCUUGCGCUUGAAUCAAUUCGUGUAGAACACGAGCUAGCUAAACAAGAGCUAGACAGCACAAAAUUCAUAUUGCAGCGUCGCGAGCAAGAGCUUGAAAGAUUAAAAACUGCUUACGAGGCCAAAAUGCAAGAGUACGACUUACGGCUCAAAGAAGUCACGGAGAGUUCAUCAGCUGCAGGGCAGCCAAUUCAUGCCAUUCCUGUGCAUCUACACGAUCAACUCUCGGAAAGUCGCUUACGACUCGCCCAAAGUAAAGCAGCUUACAGUCAGCUUCUGGAAGAGUACACAGACUUGCGCGAAUCGAAAGGUAGUGCAGACGCAGCUUACCCUUUACCCAGCCACUCUGGUAAAUUCGGAUACAUGAACCAGGAAGGUAGUGUCAGAAGCUAUGCUCCAGCAUACUAUACCGACCGUGGAAAUCAGUUCGACUUGUUCGCGCCACACAUGGAAUUCGGGCGGACUGCCUCACCAGUUUCUUCGCUAAAUCAGAGCUAUCCACCCCAACGUCCAUUGCGCCCUGAGGCAUAUUCACAAAGAAUUCGCAACGCCCACCCGAUGUCUCGAGCGCAAAGCAUCCAUUACAGCGAGCACGCACUCCACCCGGGUGCGGCUCGCUCAAUGUUUGGGUCUGAUCAGAGCUCACCACCUCCCUCAUCCUUGAGCCAAGAAGGCAACAGAAGCGUCUUCAGUUUCAACUCGGAAGUGUCGGAAGAGCCCGGGAAAGAAAGUGGCAAGCCCAAACCGGAGGUUCGCAUGUAUGGACGUGGUAAGUCUCGAUAUUCCGAAUACAAUAUUGAUUAG
Messenger RNA from Aureobasidium uvarum, 2703 nucleotides. The record is from the annotation of a GenBank genome assembly. Lineage: Eukaryota; Fungi; Ascomycota; Dothideomycetes; Dothideales; Saccotheciaceae.